AUGACUACAACAACGACAACAACGGCAAUAGCACCAGCACCACUGGGGGGCGGCAGCCAUAUCAACCUUUCCGCGGCGAGUACACGGGGAAAUGGAGGGAAAAAGAAGAACAAGAAGAACAAGAAGAAGAGCAAGGGAGGCCUCAAGGUGAAGGACAAGACCAGCACAGGACAACAACAACAACAACAACAACAACAACAACAACAACAACAACAACAACAACAACAACAACAACAACAACAACAACAACAACAACAACAACAACAACAACAACAACAACAACACACGUCGUCGAAGCAGAAUGGCAAUGGAAUCCACAGUCAUGAGCAACAGCCUGCAGCGCGCGGCGCCGUUGAAGCUGGCGAUGCUGGUGACAAACAACCGCCAAAACUGUCCCUGACCAUCUCAAGUUCGCCCUCAACCACAACAACAACAACAACAACAACCACCACCACCACUCCAACUGCUGUCGCCACCACUUCGACUGCCAGCAGCAGCAGCACUGCAGCUACUGGUUCCACCACUGCUGAUGGUGCACGCGAGGAGCCAACGCAGGGAGCAACAAAGCCGAAGAAAGCAAAGACAUCCAAGGACAAGGCAGAGGUGUCGAAUGUCAAGCGGAAGUGGAAGAAACCAAAGACCAUCGCACGCACGAAAUUGAGCGACGUAGUGCCACCGCCGCAUCUGAGCAGCACCAUCAAUCUCGUCGUCAUUGGUCAUGUUGAUGCCGGGAAGAGCACACUCGUUGGGCACUUGUUGACGCAGAUGGGUGUCAUUGACCCAAAACUGCUGCACAAAUGCAAGCAGGAGUCGGCGCGAAUCGGCAAGGGCUCCUUCGCCUUUGCCUGGCUCCUCGACGAGGAGUCUGAGGAGCGGUCGCGCGGCGUGACGGUUGACGUUGGGCAGAAGUCGUUUGCCAGCGAGCACCGCCGCUUCACCCUCCUCGAUGCACCGGGCCAUCGCGACUUCAUCCCAAACAUGAUCACGGGCGCCUCCCACGCCGAUGCUGCUGUGCUGGUGGUGGAUGCGUCUCCUGGCGAAUUUGAGUCUGGAUUUGACGCGGACGGGCAGACGCGCGAGCACAUUCUCCUCGCCCGCUCGCUCGGCAUCUCGCAGCUCGUUGUCGCAAUCAACAAGAUGGACAUGGUAUCCUGGAGCGAAGACCGGUACCAGGAGAUUGUUGCCCGUCUGCAGCCGUUCCUCAAACAGCGCGGGUUUGCCAUUGCGGCUGACGCGAUUGUCCCCGUGAGCGGACUGGAAGGCCUCAACCUGAAGGAGCGCCACGCCCUCGACUGGUACAGCGGUCCAACCCUCCUCCAAGCACUCGAUGCGCUUGAGGUGCGGCCGCGGGAGUGGAAGAGCCCCCUUCGCGCCACAAUUGCGGAUGUGUACAAGGUCGCGGGUUUCUCCUCCGUCCACGUGGCAGCACGCAUCGUCACGGGAUGCGUUCACGAGGGCGACACGGUCGUCGCACUGCCAAACUUCGAAUACGGCACCGUCAAACAGGUGCUGGUUGCGGAGGAGCGCGUCAAGGCUGCGUAUGCCGGCGAUGCGUGCACGAUCGUGCUUGCAGGCAUCGACGAAGCGCUCAUCAGGGCCGGUAAUCUGGUGUGCCAUCCAGACGAGGAGCCACCACUGGCGACGCGAAUCAGGUGCAAGAUUGUUGUGUUUGACGCCCCGCGCCCGUUGCUAAAAGGGUCACAGUUCACUCUUCACCACCAGCAGGAGGACGUGCCUGCACGCAUCAAGUCCAUCGUCUCCCAGACCAAUCGGCGCACAGGAGAGAUUGAGAAGCACAAACCGCGGGCGCUGCCACGCAACAGCGUCGGUGUUGUCGUCAUUGCACUCGACACUGCGCUGUCGCUCGAGACGUACGAGCAAGUGAAGGACCUUGGGCGCGUGACGCUGCGGCAGGAGGGGCGGACGGUGGCUGCCGGCAUCAUUGACGCGAUCGUCAGGGCCGAACGGGUCGAGUGA
This is a messenger RNA of Salpingoeca rosetta, 1977 nucleotides long. RefSeq names its product elongation factor-1alpha. Gene Ontology annotation, biological process: translation. The transcript has 13 exons. NCBI's taxonomy places the organism in Eukaryota, Choanoflagellata, Craspedida, Salpingoecidae. Gene Ontology annotation, molecular function: GTP binding; GTPase activity. Bases 1 to 1977 code for a protein of 658 amino acids. The record is from RefSeq and is a predicted model, not a curated record.